Lineus longissimus is the source of this 2076-nucleotide messenger RNA. Its product is annotated as IQ motif and ankyrin repeat domain-containing protein 1-like. The transcript has 14 exons. Lineage: Eukaryota; Metazoa; Nemertea; Pilidiophora; Heteronemertea; Lineidae. Gene Ontology annotation, cellular component: cytoplasm. Gene Ontology annotation, molecular function: protein binding. Bases 74 to 1837 code for a protein of 587 amino acids. The record is from RefSeq and is a predicted model, not a curated record.
UGGUCGAAGAAGGCGAAUGUGUGGUUGCUUCCUAAUUUUUGGCCUAAUUUAUUAGUUUUUUGGCCAAUAAAACAUGCCACCGAAGAAACCAGUGGCUGCAAAAGCUGCAGCUAAGCCUGUAGCACGGCCUGCUGCAAAAGUUACUGCAAAAGGACCAGCCGCCAAACCAACUGCAGUGAGGAAAGGGCCGCCGGUUCCUGCUGCAGCAGCCAAGAAAGGUGCACCAGCUGCAAAACAGCCAGCCAAAGCUGACCAGAAAAAUGCGGCACCAACGAAGGCAAAAGUUUCAACCAAACAAGAUGUCGCUGCACGUACCAUUCAGACACACGUCAGACGACACCAGGCAAAAAAGAAAUUGGACAGUCUGAAGAAGGAAAAGCAGCAGUAUGAGGAACUGAUGGACAAGUUGGAAAAGGAGGCUUUUGUCAAGUUGGUGAAGAUGCAGCAAGAAGAAGCCGAAAAAGAACGACAAAAAGAAGAAGAGGAAAGAAGAAAGAAAAGAGAAGCUGCAAAGAGGAUCAAGAGAAUAUUGGAGGCGGCCUUUGAUGGCGAUGAUGAUGAGAUAUUAGGUAUUCUCAAGGAGGUGUCUGACGUCGAUACUCAAGCCGGGCUCAAGAAUGAUGUGAUUGGUCGAGCUCUCAGGAACAAGCACUUACAAGAGAUGGUGGACUGUGAAGAUGCAAAUGAAAACACUCCAAUAUCAGAGGCAGCCAGCGGUGGCCAUGUGUCUACAAUUAAACUCCUCAUAGACAAAGGUGCUGAUGUGAAUACCAAGGGACAGUUCCAGAGGACACCAUUGUAUAGAGCUGCGUUUGCUGGUCACGUUGAAGCCUGUGAGGUCCUCCUCCAACACGGUGCUGACCCCAGGCUCUACGCCAGCGAUGGACAAACUCCAGAACAUGUUGCCUCGGCAGCUGCGCUGGUUGAGCUAUUGAGGGACUGGGACGUUGAGCAGACGGAUGUCCUGUUGCAGAAGAUCGCCAAGGAGAAGGAAAGAAGAAUAGAGGAGGACAAGAAGAGGAGAGAAGCAGAAACAGAUAAGCUAGAAGAUGCUCUAAAAGAGGCGGAGAGAGAAUACAAAGUAAUGGAAAAACAGCUGAACACUGCAUACUGUGAGCUCAACAAGAGGAUCUAUGAACAUGACAACGCAGCUGCUGAGGGAUUUGACAAACCAGAACUAACACUGCAGACCAUCCACGAUGCGGAGGCAGACCUGGACAUCCUCAAGAUUGACCAUGAGAAGGCAAGGGACAAAGUGGCCAAGCUCAGACUCAAGUUGCGUGAACAACAGAAACAGGGGGCUGCUGGUUUUGACGAGGACAGCCUGCCAGGCCUGAAGGUGAUGAUCAGAGAGCUUGAUGAUGUCUUGUUGCGAGAUGUUGGAAAUAAAAUCAAUGACUCUGGCUGCUGGCCACUGAUUAUCGAUCCCUCCGGACAGGCCGCCACCUUCCUCAGAUACAGAGACACCAACUACAUCUGUGCUUUGAGGCCUGUAGACAUGGAGCCUGAGAGGAUCAGACUGGCUGUACUCGGUGCUGUCAGGUUUGGUAAACCUCUAAUUUUGGACAUGAUGGAGAUUGACAUGUUUGAUACAUGCAGUGACAGAUUUGAUGAAGUGCAGAAAGGAUUACUUGGCUGGAUUAUGGACAAAAGCAUCAUGCAACCAGAAAAGUAUCUGAAACUUGUGAAGAAAACAGAUGACGACGAUUAUCAGAAGAACAGAUUCAUUGAUUACCGAACUGCAAACUUCCGUCUUUUUAUCAUUACUAAAAACAAGUUCCCUCCGGAUGAUCUCCUGGAGAAGACUUAUGUCAUCAGGGUGUUCAUUCCUGUGUAGGACAGCAUGUCUGGGAACAUGAUGGUUUUGAAGGGCUGUCCUAGAUAUGUUGGUUUGCUGUGACCAUAUAUGUACCCUCAUGACCGUGUAGGUGAUGGUGUCCAGUCUGUGUGAAUAUAUUUUUGAAUCUCAUGCAAUGUUUACAUUUUGAAACCAUUCCGUCCAAUUAUGUUAUCAUUCAUUUAUGAAGACAUACACAUGUUUAUUGUAAAUCCAGUGAUACUGUGAUAAAAAGAUAA